AUGAGCCGCGGUUCAUACCCCCCGGUGCCGCGCUCCACAUCUGCGAAAAUUCUUGACUUCAGCUAUGACUGUACCACGGCUUUCGGUGGUAGUGCCUUCCGGGCGCUGCUGUCCGAUAUGGACGGCACACUGAUCGACUCUACCGACGCGGUCGUUCAACACUGGCAGCGCAUCGGCAAAGAGCUGGGUAUGGAUCCCAGUGUCAUUCUACAGACGGCCCACGGCCGCAGAACCGUUGAUACGCUCAAGAUUAUCUCUGCAGUUGGUACAGCUUGA
Molecule: messenger RNA, 276 nt
Organism: Akanthomyces muscarius
Lineage: Eukaryota; Fungi; Ascomycota; Sordariomycetes; Hypocreales; Cordycipitaceae
Exons: 4
Coding region: 1-276 (91 amino acids)
Molecular function (GO): beta-phosphoglucomutase activity; sugar-phosphatase activity
Source: RefSeq, a predicted model, not a curated record